AUGCCAAACAAGAGUUCUGUAUCUUCUACACAUGUACCUACUCACGUACCUUCUAAUGUCCCUCGUGAGCCUCCUGUUUCUCGCACAAUAUUUCACAAGGAUGACUAUACUCACCCUUUCCAUCCUCUGUGUGUUCAUCCAUCAGAUGUGUUAGGAACUUCUCUUGUUUCUACUCAGUUUGAUGGAAGUGGUUAUGGUAGUUGGAGAAGGAAUGUCCUAGUUGUCUUGUCGAUUAGGAACAAACUUGAUUUUAUCAAUGGGAAUUUUGUGAGACCUCCAGAUGGUUCUCCUCUUAAAAUAUCUCGAAGUGUAAAGUAUUAUGAAUAUGCUAAGGAUAUAUGGUCAGAAUUAGAAGAGAGAUAUGGAAAGGCAGAUGGUGCUAGGGUAUUUAAACUUAAAAAGAAAUUAGCUCGCAUUUCUCAGGGUUCCUUAGACAUAGCAUCUUACUUUAACAAAAUUAAGCAAUUGUGGGAUGAGAUAGCAUCUUAUCGAGUGAGGGUUUGUACUUGUGGGGGUAAGGCUAAUGAAGAUGAGGAACAAAAAGUAUAUCAAUUCCUCAUGGGCCUCAAUGACACUUAUAUGCAAAUUAGGAGAAAUAUCUUGAUGAAGAAGCCUCUCCCUUCUAUUGGGAACACCUAUAGAAUCCUUUUAUCUGUUGAAAAGCAGAGACAAGUUUCCUCUACAUCUCAUAUUUCAACUACUUCUGCUUCAUUCAAUGCUGCAAUAUCUAAACCACCUUUCCCUUCCAAGUUCAACAAAAGAUCUCCUCCUCCUCGCAGAACUACUGGUCAUGUUGAGACUACUAAACCUAAUAAUCCACCUGCUCAUGGUGAUUCUGGUACUACUGAUGGGUUUGGUGGUACUGGUGUUUGUGCUAUGUUUGGUGAUCAGACCUCUGCCAUCUCAGGACUCACCAAAGAACAAUAUUCUUAG
Messenger RNA from Nicotiana tabacum (common tobacco), 933 nucleotides. NCBI's taxonomy places the organism in Eukaryota, Viridiplantae, Streptophyta, Magnoliopsida, Solanales, Solanaceae. The record is from RefSeq and is a predicted model, not a curated record.